AUAGUUUUAAGGAAUUAAUGAUAGUUUUGAGUAAAACACUGGGGAUUUAUGAUAGUUUAAAGAAAAUGUGAGACUUUUUGUGACAUUAUUGCAACAGUAAAUAAUAAAAACCAUAUUCUGAUGAUAGAAAAUGGUGUAAAAACAUAAUGUUUAUGGUAGCGAAAGGAGGAGGAGAAAUUACGGGAGAAAAAGCGAUGUCUCCGGUGUAAAUCUUGGCGUGAUGUUUUUAUUUAAUAAAGUUGUUCAUUUUUACAGGAAUGUUGACGCAUAGAGAUUAAAGCCAAACUGAUUAGGGUAAAACUCGGAUUAAAACUCAUGCAUUUUGAUAGUGUUUUAUUUUUUGUAAAAAAAUGUGAAGUCAUAAAGUAAGGAUUUAACAAGGUUAUGAUUAGAUUAUUAGAUAUUGAGGACAGACUGAAAAUAUCUCAAAAUUCAUGAUAAAAGUUAUAUUUCACCUGUUUAUUUUCAAAUCUGUAUCAUUUUACAGCUGUGUAUUGAAGUCAGGUGUGCAAAGAAAGGAUAAUUUUGUCUUCAUCCAGAUGAGUUUUUUACAUGGUUUUUAGACCUUCUUUUUUGCUUCAAAGUGGUAGUCAGACUGUGACCUUAUUUUUUUUUAUCAGAACCAAAACAGAUGAAUGUGUUUUUUUCCUUGAGUACCAGUCUAAGGAUGAGUUUUGUUGCUGUGGUAUCCAGAACAUAGACUGGUAUACAUGUGUGUUCAUUGAAGCAGCUGUUUUAUCUAUCUAGUCUCUUAGAAGUGGAAAAUUAUGAGGUAUAGCAAUCUGUUCUUUUGCUUGGAGCUGCAGUUAAACACAGUUUUCAUGUUAAUGAUUAUUUUCGAUCUGGAGUAAAAGAAAAUUAUUUACUGCUUUCAAAAAACUUUAUGACCAGGAAAUAAUGACAUCAUUGUCAUAUUAAACUGUCUUUAAAGCCUUCAAAUCUAUUACAUCCGAUGGGGAAUAAGCUGUGGUAAAUGCUGAAUGAAAUGCUGUUUUGCAAACAGACACCUGAAUGAAAUAUCUUUUUACGUGCAAAAUUUUUAUUGAAAUUCUAUAUUAACAGUAGUGAACUGGGUGGAUAAAGUGGCUAGACUUUAUUGAAUUUUUCACUUUAAAGUCAGUGAAAAGGAGGUUACAUCAAUGGGACUUACUUUACAUGGAUCUUCUUCUAUUUGUAUGACCUUUGUAACCUUACUGAUCUGAACAAAAAAAAAUUAAUGACAAGUUACCUGUGAGAAAUUCUGCAAAUGGUAUGAAAAGACAACUCUUAACACUUUCCGGAAUGAUUUUUUUCGCAACUUUUCUCCACAGACAAAUUGUUUUUGUUGCCUGUAAAAUAGCAUUGCGUGAACCAGUGUGAUACUUAGGAGAUUAAUAACAUAGAGUAACAGAACUAAAAGAUCUGAUUUAUCAGGCAUUACCGCAGGUAGAGUUGCUCAUUUGCAUAUAUUACCCAGCAGUCAUAGUUUGUUAAGAUACAGAGGAGGGUUUAUUACAUUCGAAAAAGUUCUUCCGAAGUUUUAAAGAGUGAUAUUUUAUAUUUCUUAUGUAAAUUUUGAAUUACGGAUACAAGUGUUUUUAGUUAAACGUUCAGUUUUAAUGGAAAAUACUUAUAAUUUGAGAGUUUAGAUAAAAUUAUAAAACCGAAACUUGCGGAGUAAUUUUAUAUUGUUAAAUGUAUUCGAAUUACAUUUGUCUCGAAAAAAAAAAAGAGAGAUAGAAACGGAUGUAGAGUUUCUACAGUACGAUGGAUAAAUUGCUGAAAAAAUGGAAUGGAUAAACUGCAGGAAUUAUUGCCACUCUAGCUGGGAUGAAACUACCCGAAAUUUAAAACUCCGGAUUUUCUUGCACUUUAAUUACAAUGGAUUUUAUGAUUUUAAAGGUAAAUGGUCGCGAUUUAUCUCAGGCAUCGCAUGAGGAGGCCGUUGAAGCAUUCCGUACUGCAGAAGAACCAAUAGUGGUGGAAGUCCUCCGUCGUGUCAAUAAAAAUAAAAUGAAAACACGCUCAACGCCAGCCAUGGUUUCUAUAGGAACACAAACAGAAGAGGAUAUUUAUGGAUAUAACAGACCACCGACACCUCCGCCAGCUUUCUAUCCAUUUCCAUAUAGCGGGUUGUUGGAACCGUCAUCACGGCGACCACUAAUGUUUUCACAGAGUACAGACAACAUGGGUCUGACAGAUAUCGAGAUGACACAGUUUGACUAUGAUGACCCGUAUUAUGAUGAACGGCAAUACGAGGUUGAAUAUGAGGAGGUGGUUCUUCAGCGACCGUCAGAUGAUGAGAAGCUAGGUCUGACGUUAUGUUAUGGACCAACUGAAGACGGUGUCACAGAUAUAUUUAUUGGAGAGAUUGAUCCAUACAGUGUAGCUGCUAAAGAUGGUCGUAUCCGAGAGGGGGAUCAAAUAAUACAGAUCAAUGGAGUUGAUGUACACAGUCGAGACCAGGCUAUCAAGUUGUUUUCCGAAAGAAGUGCAGAUAUUUCACUUUUGUUGGCACGACCUCAGAUGCAGUUUGAUGAUGGGUUUAUGGAGGAGCACAAUGUUGUACUUGAUGAACUUCAGAUGGAUAUUCUUGAGAAACAUCACCAUGACAACAUGCAGAUCAUGGCAUCUAUGUUGGCUCGAGGUCACCAUUUUGAUGAGGAAGGGGGAACAACUGAUACUGGUACUACAGAAAAUUCCUCCAAUAAACACGAGAAAGAUAGUGGUGUCGGACGUACAGAUGAGAGUACCAAAAAUGAUGAAAGCUCUGAACAGGAUGUCUUUGAUAAUGAGAGUAUGAUGGGAACCCGAAAAUCUGGGUCAUCUAAAGGCUCGCACAGUUACAGUGGAGAUAUAGGAGAACAAAAUUACAGUAACGACAGUUUUGUUUCCAAUGGUGACGUUUCAUACGAAAUACCAGACAAUGAAUGUAAUAGUAAAUUUCGUGAAGUGCUAGAACACCGCUGUGAUAUUAAUAAUUUAAAUCGUACAAGUUCGCCACGCAAAGACAAUUCUCGGAAAAGUUCCGAAAGUACAGAGAGUAGCAGUAUAGACAGAGAAUUAGCGCAGUUGAAUCGGGAAAUGGAGGGUAUUCAGAUGGAGUGUCAAGAGAUGGUGCAUAAUCAUGCACAAGUUAAAAGUCAGAAAGAUAUGGUGAAAUGUGAACGUGAUGGACACAAAACUCCUCGUAGUGUGCCACGUAUGGGAACUAGAAUGGACAAAGCUAAAACAGGAGUAAGUCCUGGUCCUGAGUCAUCUGAUAGUCUAGGAAGGAGAGAUACACCUCCAACUCCAAAAAUGGGACAGACUAGGUUCGGAAAAUAUAUCGAUAAAGACGGAAAUGUUUCAACUAGUGCCUAUAACACUGGUGAAAGUUGCAGAAGUACGCCACUGACACUUGAAUUGAACAUGGCUUCUGAUGAAGGUGAUAAAGGAUUUAAAAACUCGAUGUUGUGCUUAGCGACAACUGGAACAACCACUACAUCACCACUGCCGUCACAUAGCGACACAGAGAAGCAAACGCAAACACCCGCACCAAGGUCACAUGACUGUUCUAGUGAUGAAAAUUAUGUGUCAAUAGCAAAUGCAAAUAAUAUGAAAAAUGUUGAUGUUGAUAAAAAGACUGAAAAUGGAAAGAGUCAGAUGAAUUCGGGAGAGUCUUUACAAGAUUUAUACAUGCAAUAUGCCGAUGUUAUGUACACUAACCGUGCAAAUCUUGAACAUACAAUGCAGAUACAACAGAAGUUGUUUCAGCAACAGAUGGAACAAAAAACAUUGCAUCGCAGGAAACAAGGAAGUUCACCUUCAUCUAGAAAUGGUGGGAGUGUAAGUGGGUAUCAGUCACCAAACAAUUCUCAGCAGACGACGAAACAGGCCGAGCAGACACCACCAGACAGUGGGUCUGGUCAGAUGGAGUGGGUUGUAAAACGUCGACCAGAUGGUACCCGUUACAUCACUAGAAGGCCAGUACGGAGCAAAAUGCUGAAAGAACGUGCAAAAAAGAUUUCAGAGGAACGUUGUGGCAUGACUACAGAUGAUGAUGCAAUGAGUGAACUUAAAACUGGACGUUACUGGACUAAAGAGGAGAAAAAGCGUCAUUUAGAAAAAGCGCGGGACUAUAAGAAAAGGCGUGAAAUGAUGGCGCGUGCUAAAAUGGAAACUGUGAAAGAAGCUGAUGAAAAGAAAGACAUUGUUGAACUUAGUCAUAGAAAAAUGAUGAAACAUAAGGGAAAGAAAGUUUUUGAUGACUUUACUACUGUACAAGAAAUGUUAGCGCACGGUAGCAAAAGUAGUGAAGGCAAAGCGUAUAAUCCUCUGCUUUCUGUAACCACAGUGUGAUGUGACCUAAUUAAUUAAGUAAUCUAUUUUUAGCAUUAUGCAGUCAUGUGAUAUGGACACAAUGUGCUAUUAUUGUGAAAUGGAAUAUUCUUCCAUGUAUAUCAGAUAAAAAGUUUGCGAAAAAUGUAAAACCCGAAAGUUCAGAAAGGUAUUCGGAGAAAAAUACUUCUUGUGAUAUGUCUAGUAGCUUUUGUGUACACAUUUUAUACGUGACAACAUUUUGAUAUGGGUGCUAGGACGAAGGCAGAAAAUUCAUUGUACGUUGUCAUGGUUUCCUGUAUAUCAAAUGUAGGAAAUGUUCGUAAAAAAUUGUUUAUAAAUUCAUAUUGAAUUUAAUUAAUGAAAGGGGUCUUUAGAGAUGUUGUAAUAGUGCCAUUUACCAUACCCCAGUUGGAGGGUUUUGCUGCAUUACCAAUAUAGAAAGUCAUUUUGCCAUGUCGGCAACUUAUAAAUGUGAUCUCUAAAUCGGCAAAUUCCUUUGAUUGUCCGAUAAUUUUAUUCAAGUCUUGGAUUUGUUAGUAGUUUCUGUGGCCAACACUGGGGAACAAAUGAUUUAUUUCUGACUUAUGGAUUGGCCAGAAAUUGUGUUUUGUUCAAUGAUUAUGGUAAUUAUUUCCAUAUUGGGGCAAAAGUCAUUUUAGCAACGGGAAUGGUAAAUAGUACUGUUUUGGACUUGGGAUUGAAUGAUUAUACUAAUUUGGUCAAGGGGAUUUGUCAGUAGUUCUAUUUUGGCCAGUGAAUUGGUCAAUAGUUGUAUUUUGGUCUUAAUGUAUGUUAUCUGAUUACAUGAGGCAUAUUCACAAAAUGGUGCAAUAUUUUUAAUAUGUAAUUAUAAUAUAUCUCAUAUAUAUAGGAGGUCUGAAAUAGUCAUGGUUUGUUUUAAAGAAAUUGCAAAACAAAUUACAUAACAUGUUUAACAAAAUAUGGCAGGUAUUGAUUUUUUAUUUUUGUUUUUUACCCUUCCCACAUCUAGUCUGUGAGAUUUUUUGUAUCAAAAUUUACAACCAAAUUUCAUUUUAGAUAGAAAACUUCAAAGAUCCUUUAUCAUGGUAUAUUUUAGCAAUUUGAAAACUCUUGAUUAAUAGAUAAUCUUUCAGUUUAUAUGUCUCAUUUCUGAAAGUUUGUACAUUUGAAAGAUGCUUUCUGGAAUACAAUUUACUGGGGUGGAUGUUUCAUAUAUAUAGCUAUAAGAGAAGAUGAUUGGUUCCUUCAGUCAUUUGAUGUAUUAUUUUCUGGUUAAUUUAGAAAAUUAUUGAUGGAAAAAACACCAUAUUUAAUAUAUAAAAGGGGAGGUGUUGGAUGUAGGGAUCAAGAUGAAAUUUUGCGCAUGGGUUUGUAAAUUCAGAUUGCACAUUCAUGCAAAAUUUCAUUGUAAUCUCCUGUACAAGGACGGAUUAAAAAAAAAAAAAAUAGGCAUUUUCUAGUCUUAAGUUUCAGACAGAUGAAUACUGGCCCAGUAUGACAAACUGUGACGUCAUUUAUUUUCGUGUACACUAAAUUUCGUGGUUUUGGCCAAAACAGCUAGUUCAUGGGUUUAUGAAUAUGUGAAUUUCUAUUUUUGAACAUAAACUUGUACGUUGAGAUUUAAUUUCAUGGAUUCACCCAACCACAAAAUCUAAAAUUAGUCCCCCACAAAUAUUAAUGACUUCUUAACUUUCAUUUUUCUAGAAUUCUUUUUAUUGUUAGAAACUGUCAACAUUUAUCACUUCUGAUUGAUUUAAGUGGAGUUAUAAUGAAACUUAAAUAGCAAUGUGUAUUUUUGUUUCUGCUAAAUUUUAUUUCAUUGAAUAAUUUCAGGAACUGGUCAUCAUCUUGUUUUGGCAUAAGUUAUGUUAUAUGUGUAAUGUGUUGCAUAUAUACUUAGUAUUCAAGUAAUAUGUGAUAGAUAGUUGAUAUGUAUGUACAUAUGUGUAAUUGUAUAGGUGUACAAUGUGAGGUCAUGAACCUCAACUACUUUCCUGUUUCAGCCUCAUUUUUACCCAUCCCUUUACAUUUUGCCAGAAUGCUUCAUUUAUUGAUUAUUUGGAAUAUAAAGUACAAAUUUGAAGAACAAAAGAAUUGUAUUUCAAUAGUCAAAUUUUCUUGAAAAAGUGCUCUUUAGUUAGAUAAUGAGAAGAAAGGAAAAGUCAAAUAUAGAGUGUAUGGAUUCCUGAUUUUUGUUGUUGUAAAGACAUUGUUGCUAUGGAGAAGUUAAUUUACUUUGAGAAUUGGUCCAUUUAGACAUAAGAACAGCAAAUAUUCAAUUUACCAUAGCAUUUAAACAAAUGAAAAAUUAACUGAACUGUUUGACAUUGUAGUGUAGAAUAACCUUUCAUGUAAAUUUUCAUUAAAGUCUAUGUUAAUUUAAAAGUGACAGAGUAAAAAGAAAACUUAGCAUUUUAAAGUUAAUUCUAAAUAUCAGUCUUUAAGUUUUGAUGAAUAUCGACCCUGAUCUAGUUGGGAAGAAAAAAUAACUUUAUAUAGAGGUACAGUCAAACUUUGUUAUCUUGAACUCGACAGGACCAGCAAAAUUAUAAAUAUAUAUAUAUAUUCAAAGGGAUUUAGGGAUUGACAAUGAAUUUUCAAAUUAUCCGAAUUUGUGAAUAUUAAUUUGCAUCAUGUCCUGCAACACAUACUCGUGUUUCAGGAAUUCUUAACACAAAUGUGGCUGCCAACCAUGAAGUCAUUAAAUAAAGCCUGCAUGAAACUACCAAAUCUACUGUAAACAAAUGGUUAACUUGAAAUAAAAGCCCAAAAGAAAUACAACAGACACUUUUAAAUGAUUUUUUUAGUACAAGGUAACAAUGACGAAAAAAUGUUAAAUGAAUAUUUAGUCAAAAAAAUGGUUGAGAAAAUGCUUCUUCUCUCAUAUCUUCUUCCACUGUGUAAACAUAACCUCACAAAAAUUGAGAGGAAUGUCUUUGCAUCCUGAAUACAUUUGUUAAGACUUCUGUUUCUGUUGGGAAAUAAGUUUUGAAUACUUUCUGUGCAUUGCCUAGGGUAUUGUUGAAAGCCUUUUGUGAAAAUGGAUGUAUAUUGGAAUUGUGGUUUCUGUGUAAAUUUAACUAUUUCAGUCACUUAUGGUAUAUAAUGGAAUUACACAUUGUAAUCAUUUAUGUAAUUGUAUAUUAUUGAUAUAUAUUUAUUCAUAAACAUGUUGACUCUCAUGUGAGAAUGAAUGGAUUUAAAGAAAAAAAUAAAUUAUUGUUUUAUAUUCAA
Mercenaria mercenaria is the source of this 7518-nucleotide messenger RNA. Its product is annotated as E3 ubiquitin-protein ligase PDZRN3-like. The record is from RefSeq and is a predicted model, not a curated record. Lineage: Eukaryota; Metazoa; Mollusca; Bivalvia; Venerida; Veneridae. The transcript has 9 exons. Gene Ontology annotation, molecular function: protein binding; metal ion binding. The coding region runs from base 1861 to 4320 and encodes 819 amino acids.